AUGCCCGCCCAAAAACCAUCCAAGAAAAAACCAACUUCUACGACCACAAAACCAGAACCAACCCCACGUGCACCAAACUGGCCCCCUCUCCGCCCAUUAGUCCCCUCCACAGACCUCUACAUUGAACCCUUACUCACAGAACAAAUAUACAUAAUCCGCAACUUCUUCACAGCCAACUUGUGCAAAUCGUACGUCUCGUUUCUGACGUCGCCAUCCUCGGCAAUUGAUCUGAUUACGACGCCCCUGAAGCCGAAGAGUAGGGACCAUGCGGUUCGCGUAAAUGAUCGGUUUCAGGUCCAGGAUGCUUCAUUUGCGGAGCUGCUGUGGGGGGCGACUGCAUUGAAAGAUGUGGUUUGCGAGAGGAGGGGAGUGGAAGAAGACGAGGAUGAUAAUGAUAAUGAUGAUGAUGGGAGAGAAGAAGAAGAGAAGAAUACUCGGAUCUGGGGCGGGACUCCUCUAGGAUUGAAUCCGAAUAUUAGGAUAUAUCGAUAUACGCCAGGACAGUUUUUUGCGCAGCACUACGAUGAAUCCAACGCCAUCCAAUUCCUAGACCAGUCUUCCGGCAAAGUAAUCCUGGCGCACACAACAUGGACUCUACUCAUCUACCUCACUACGACGGAAGGUGGAGAGACGGUGUUCUACCCCGAGGAUGGCUCUGCACCAAUCUCUGUGGCGCCAGAAGUCGGAAUGGCGCUUCUGCAUCGACACGGGGAACAUUGUCUGUUGCAUGAAGGGAAGGAAGUUCGGAAGGGGGAGAAGUGGGUGAUCAGAAGUGAUUUGGUUGUGAAAUAG
This is a messenger RNA of Talaromyces marneffei, 792 nucleotides long. RefSeq lists its product as uncharacterized. Lineage: Eukaryota; Fungi; Ascomycota; Eurotiomycetes; Eurotiales; Trichocomaceae. The record is from RefSeq and is a predicted model, not a curated record. Gene Ontology annotation, molecular function: L-ascorbic acid binding; procollagen-proline 4-dioxygenase activity; iron ion binding. The transcript is spliced from 2 exons. Gene Ontology annotation, cellular component: endoplasmic reticulum. Bases 1 to 792 code for a protein of 263 amino acids. Gene Ontology annotation, biological process: peptidyl-proline hydroxylation to 4-hydroxy-L-proline.